Messenger RNA from Salvelinus namaycush (lake trout), 4114 nucleotides. Its product is annotated as myb-related protein A-like. Lineage: Eukaryota; Metazoa; Chordata; Actinopteri; Salmoniformes; Salmonidae. Gene Ontology annotation, biological process: regulation of DNA-templated transcription. Bases 1 to 2199 code for a protein of 732 amino acids. The transcript is spliced from 16 exons. The record is from RefSeq and is a predicted model, not a curated record. Gene Ontology annotation, molecular function: RNA polymerase II cis-regulatory region sequence-specific DNA binding; DNA-binding transcription factor activity, RNA polymerase II-specific. Gene Ontology annotation, cellular component: nucleus.
AUGGCUAGCAGCGGCAGCAGAAGACGUCGAUACCUUUGUGAUGUUGGGGAUGACCAUGACUGCAUUGAGGUGAAAUGUCCCAAGAAGUCUUUGCAGAAAGUCAAGUGGUCGAGGGAAGAGGAUGAGAGGCUGAAGAGGCUUGUGGAUGAACACGGAGCAGAUGAUUGGAAUGUGAUCGCAGAUAAUUUCAAGAAAAGGUCUGAGUCUCAGUGUCAGCACCGAUGGCAAAAGGUGCUCAACCCAGAGCUGGUGAAAGGGCCAUGGACCAAGGAGGAGGAUGAGAGGGUCAUCGAGUUGGUGCACAGGUAUGGCCCCAAGCGCUGGUCCAUCAUUGCCAAGCAUCUGCACGGGCGUAUCGGCAAGCAGUGCCGGGAGCGCUGGCACAACCACCUUAACCCUGAGGUGAAGAAGUCGUGCUGGACUCAGGAGGAGGAUCGGAUCAUAUACGCUGCUCACAAACGUAUCGGGAACCGCUGGGCUGAGAUAGCCAAGCUGCUGCCUGGCAGGACAGAUAACUCUAUAAAGAAUCACUGGAACUCGACCAUGCUUAGGAAGGUGGAGCACGAGGGCUAUCUGCAGGACGUCCCGACUCGGGUGCACAAGACCAAGGCUUCCAUCAAGAAAAGAACCAAGUCUUCCGGCUCCUCCUGGCGGAGACAGAAUCACUAUUUCAUGACUAUCCCUACAAAGAUUUCAGGAUAUUCCCUUGGCUUGUUGAAUGGCCAGUACAUGGACAGUGUUCCUGAAACCUCUUUCUUUGUCCCGCAGUCGUUCACUGAUGGCUCCUCCAACAAAGAGCAGAGAAUUAAGGAACUCGAGCUGCUCCUUAUGGCAGCCGAGAGCGAAGUCAGGAGACGACAACUACUCACCCCCGGCCACUACUCCAGCUGGUCCAGCAGCCUGACAGACGACGGUCUGACCAACACGACCCUGAGCAGCUUGGGGAACCAGAGUAUGGAGGGCCGUGGUUCGGCUGUCUACACUCCUGUGUCUCCCAGCAGGUUCCUGGCCGUGGAGGCAAGCGCUGUCCUCUCCUCCCUCCAAACCAUCCCCGAGUUCGCAGAGACUCUGGAGCUCAUAGACUCGGACCCAGUGGCUUGGAGCGAGGUGACCAGUUUCAGCUUGAAGGAAAUGAGCUCGCCCCUGAAACAGGAAGUGAUGUUGUCUGUCUCUCAAGUGGGGAUGCCAGAAGGAGCUAGCUACCAUUUUGAGGACUCAGUCAUAAUGGACCUGAGUGAGAAAUACACUGAACUGAUGCCUGCCUCUUCACCCACCGUGACUAAGCUGAGCACACCUCCCUCCAUCCUGAAGAGGAGGGAGAGGGGGGAGCAGUACCCUGCCAGUCAGUGUCACAGUACCUCCUUUUUGAACAACAGCACCACCUCACCUAGCAUCACUCAUGUCAAAGCACUGCCAUUCUCUCCCUCCCAGUUUUUCAAUGUGUCUGGAGUUGAGGAUUUGACUCUAGAAAACCCAGCUCUGACGUCCACCCCAGUGUGCGGUCACCAACGUGCCAACACCACCCCCCUCCAGAAGGAGUUAACAACCAAGUAUCAGAAGGAGAAUGCUGGGUUCAGGACCCCCAAGGUUCGUAAAGCCAUCAUGUUUCCCAUGCCACUAACUCCAACACCAUUCAAGACUGUCACGGCCACCCAAGAGAAGAUGCAGGCCCAGCUGAAAAUGAUGAUGCAGCAGCCCCAGUCCCUGGCCUACCUGGAGGAAGAGGUGCUUAGAGUGGAAAACAAGGUUGAUAUGUUAAUUCAUGCAGAAACACAGGCUGACUUCUGCUCCUCCUGGAAACAUGAGGUUGCUCCAUCGUCCAGGAGUGUUAGGAAAUCCCUGGCUGCGGAACCCUGGAAUAAGGACUGCCACAGUGCUCAACUCUAUUUCCAAGAAGACUUCAACAAUGCACAGAUCCAUGGGGAGAGCCUGCUGACCAGCGCCCCCCUGAGGUCGUCCAUGCUGGGCUGUGAGGAGCUGGUGUACUCGCCAGCCCCUGGAGUAGGACCAGGGAGAGAGGAGCCAUGCUGUUACCUGACCCACCACACCCUCACCAUCGCACCGAGGAGAGACGACAACUGUGAGUGGGAUGCUGUGGUAUUUGGGAAGACUGAUGAUCAGAUGAUCGUAGCUGAGCAGGCCAGACAGUUCCUCAGCUCCCAGACACCUGGCUGUGCCUCCAGAACCUUGGUUCUCUGACAGGACCUCAACACUACUUAGGCUGUGUUUAGACAUUCAGCCCAAUUCUGAUUUUGUUUGCCACUAAUUGGUCCUUUGACCAAUCAGAUUUUUUGCCAGUAAUUGGGCAAAAGAUCAGAAUUGUGCUUCCUGUGUAAGUACAGCUUUAGUAGCUAACAGUUAGCCUCAUCCUACUGUAUGUGCUUUCUGGCUUGACACUGAUGAUAGGAGUUGGCAAGAGAGCACAAACAGACCUGGGCCAGGCUCGCUAACAGUCACUAAGAUAGUUUUUACCCAGAGGUAUGCUAAUACUAGACAAUUUUACUAUAGGUAGGAAAAAUCAUAUUACCUACUUUUAUUUUUUGUCCAUGGAUUCACACAAAACAACCACCUGUGAUUUUUUUAUUUGUCUAUUUUCAAUUACAGGUUGAUAGGAAAAUUAUUUAACAACAUGUAGCCGAUUAACCAUACUGGUAGCAGUUCAUUGAAGUUAUUUUGUAUUGAAUAACCUUAUUAAAGACCAUAACUCUGUUGAUUUUGCACUAUAAAAAGUGGUGUAUGUGUUGUAUACUGUAGCAAGAGAAAGGUGGAGGCAUUUAAUGAGUGUUUUCUGUGUUGAAGGUGCAGAGAAAUUGGAAUCUGUAACUUUUUGUAAUUCAUUGUGCAGAAGCCUUUGAAGCUUUUCUCAUCAAAAAUAAUAUUGAUAUUGUUGAUUGUUGAUAUUGAUAUCUGAUGGUGUUAAUGCUGUUUUACCGCUAAACAAAACCCCCAACAGAAUGGAAUUUUUUAACACUUCAUCAGUGAAUCAUGUUAGAUACUGAAAGUACUUUUCAAAACUUAUAAAGAAAUGUACUGUUACUUAUUUGCACAGACUGUAAACAUGUUCUAAUUAUUUUGAAUUGGACAAUAGCUUGUGUUUCUAAUCUCUCCCCCUGGAGAUGAAAGCAUUGAAAAAUUCACAGAACACAUCCUGCCCCAUAUUCACAUUUUGUCCCAUAUUAUUACAAACACAGUUUACAGCCUUCCACCUCAGAUAUCUAUGCAGAAGCAAAUUGCACUUAUUGUUGUCAACAUUUGUGUAUUCCUUUGGAUGUAGCAUACACAUUUUGUUAUAAUUGAAUGUACUGUUAUUGUUACCAGAAGGGUGAUGGAGUUGGGCUUUGUGGCAUGGUACUGUGUGCAUAUUCUGCUGCUACUGAGACAAAGCAGGUCAUGCACGUCUGAGGGUCAGAAGCCAUUGGAGAAACACUGCCUGGGACAAACAUACUUUAAUAAACAUUUGGCAGUUGGUUGGUGUACAUAAGUUAAAGUACUUGCUCCUUGGGUGUCCAAAGAGUUUGUUUUAUGUAUUAGGAUUUCACUUACUGGUAACUCAAAUUGUAAAUGUAUAGGUAUGUAAACUGAUUCCUUUCUUAGCAAGGUUUUAAACAUGGAUUUUAAUUUGAAAUCAUAAAACAGUAUGUAGAAAGUUCUGUAAGGCAUUUUAAGAAAGUCAAGUGUUGAUCUACAGUAUUUGAUUCUGAAGCUUAGUGUGUUAGUUUUACCCUACAUUAAGAAGUAUUUUAUCAACCUAUGCUAGCUAUAGGUAAUAGAUCCAGCUAAAUAUCAAAUAGGUUUCAGUUGAUAGGAGUACUAGGGCAACUGAAGGAUAUUCCAAUCAAAGUUAAUUUCAAGUGUACUGCAUCUUUGUGUAAAGAUUUAUUGUAAUAUGAUUUAACAUUUUGUUUACCUGUAAUAUAGUUUAUUUUUAAACCUGUUCCUAAUUCUAGGUUUGGAGGGAAAAAGGUACAUGUAGCACUUUGGUCUUUCUAUAAAAUAGAAAUUAUACACAUUUGUUUUUCACAGUUUUUAUAUGACACAUUGUUUAUGUCACCUGUGUAUAGAGUCACUGCCAACUCGUGCACAUGUACCUCGGUUUGGUAAUAAUAAAACGUUA